Molecule: messenger RNA, 945 nt
Organism: Trichoderma gamsii
Lineage: Eukaryota; Fungi; Ascomycota; Sordariomycetes; Hypocreales; Hypocreaceae
Exons: 2
Coding region: 1-945 (314 amino acids)
Source: RefSeq, a predicted model, not a curated record
AUGAGCGGUGGGUUCUUCACGAGGUGCCCUAUGGUCAUUGCGACUGCUGCGGGCAAUGGCCGACAGCUGGCUGGUCGCAGAGUUAGGAAUGGGCAUGUUGGCGAGCAGAGAGAGCAAAUUCAGCGGCAAAGUAAGCAAACUAUCGAGCAAACCGAGCAAAUCGAGCAGACCGUCGAGCAGACCGUCGAGAAGAACGAGCAAAUCAAGCAAAAUGGUCAGCAAGAUGAACAAAAUCAAGAAAAUGAUCAGCAGAUCAAGCUGAGUGAGCAAAACGGCGAGCAAAGCGGACAGAAUGAUGAGCAGAGCGAACAGAGAGAACAAAUUGAACAGGACGGGCAAGAUGGGCAGGAUAGGCAGGAUGGGCAGGACGCGAAGCGCAAGAAGGAGCGCGAGGAGAAGCGCUGGGAGAAGAUCAAGAAUCAGCGGGCUCGCAACAAGCUCCAACAGCAGCUGAAGCGGGAAGGGCGGAGCAAGCAGACACAGACUGAGUGGACUGAGUGGACUGAGUGGACUGAGUGGACUGAGCAGCCUCGAGAAGCUAAGCUGACUCAAGAAACUGAGAAGACUGGGCAGCAGACUGAGCAGACCAAGGAGACUGAGCAGAACGAGCUGAGCAAGGAGUGCAAGCCUAUGUGCAGAAGGCGCAAGAGGCUGCGGAAGCUGGAGGCACAGAGCAAGCAGACGCAGACUGAGGAAACUUGGCAGUUUGAGCAUCCUGAGCAGACUAAGCAGACCCAAGAAACCGAGCAGCCUGAACAGAGCCAGGAAACUGAGCAAAUGCAAGAAACUGAGCAGACAGGGCAGACAGGGCAGACAGGGCAGACAGGGCAGACAGGGCAGACAGGGCAGACAGAGCAGAGCAAGGAAAUAGUGCAGAGUGAGCGAAACGAACUGACUGAGGAGAACCAGCAGAGCGAGGAGAACGAGCAGACUGAGCAGAAUUGA